AUGGUGUGGCCGUUUUCCAAGAAGAAAAGCGAGGAGGAAAAGCAGGUGGCCCAAGGUACCACGACGACAAGCUUAAGCGAUGCAGGUGCAGAUGCAAAGAACGAACUGACGAACUACUCCAAGGGACAGAAGUUUUUGCUUGAGGACACGAAGCCACGGUUUAGCAGUGAGAGUAGCAGCGUUGCAGCGCGAGAACAGGAGCGUGCGUCGCUAAAAGAGGCGUGGGAUACGAUAAAUUUCAGCGAUGUUACGGUGAGCAAAGUGCUUUCAAUUCCGUGCUUUAGAGACGCAGGGAUUGGAGGGUUCACCUCGAUGUUUGUUGUGGGAUCGGUGAUGUUUUUGUACCACAAGAAUCCGGCGCGUGCGGCCAAUUGGGGUGUCGGAGGCUUCAUGCUCGGGUCUAUUGUUGGUUGGGAGCAGUGUCGGAUGCGCCGCAGGCGCAGUUUCCAGAUCGCUGCGAUGGCCAAGCAGACUGUUGCUGCCAAGGAGAAGCCCAUGCUCCACCCAGUCAAGAACAUCGACUUUGUCAAAGCCGAGUGGGACGAGCGCAACAAACAGGCCAAGCCGUGGUACAAGUUCUGGUGA
Molecule: messenger RNA, 585 nt
Organism: Kluyveromyces marxianus DMKU3-1042
Lineage: Eukaryota; Fungi; Ascomycota; Saccharomycetes; Saccharomycetales; Saccharomycetaceae
Gene: COX20
Product: Cox20p
Exons: 1
Coding region: 1-585 (194 amino acids)
Biological process (GO): mitochondrial respiratory chain complex IV assembly
Cellular component (GO): mitochondrion; mitochondrial inner membrane
Source: RefSeq, a predicted model, not a curated record